Colletotrichum godetiae is the source of this 1887-nucleotide messenger RNA. Its product is annotated as S-adenosyl-L-methionine-dependent methyltransferase. NCBI's taxonomy places the organism in Eukaryota, Fungi, Ascomycota, Sordariomycetes, Glomerellales, Glomerellaceae. The record is from RefSeq and is a predicted model, not a curated record. The coding region runs from base 313 to 1668 and encodes 451 amino acids. The transcript has 9 exons.
GGAUAGUUUAUAAAAUCGAUGCUCUGUUUCCUCCUUCGAGAAAUACUGUGCCCAGUAGCAGGUUUUUUGAACCGCUAAAGGGGUGCGAGAUUCCGAGGAGGAAGAAGAAGACUCGGCAUUCGCGAUUCAAUUCAACUUGGCAAUAACAUAACCUUACCUGUAUCGCGCCGCCAAUCGCUCAAGCAUGGCUACCCUGAGAGCAUAAUCUGCCCGGCUGGACUGUACGUCAACUGAAUGGCUGGCUAAGAAGAUGAUUUCGGUAUUGAAUCCACCUCAGUACAGACACGGCCGGUCAGCCCGUGUUGGUGCACUAUGCCGCGUCCCAUACUACCCCCGGAGGCUGUUGGAGUAUGUCUAAUACUUGUUGCAACCAACAUCACAUAUCAACAAGCAAAUUGCUCCACUGCGAGAUGCCACAGGCCUGCAUCACUCCGUUUGGCCAAGAAGAGGGGUAAGUUCCCUGUGACACCUGCAGACAUAUAUGAGGAAGAGUCGUCCUUGGUAGCUUCGAGACCUCAUGUUCCUUCGCGUCUUAAAGAUCUAUCAUUAAUCAGCAUGGCUGAGAGUCAGACAGCCUCUAGAGCUGAGCAUGACUCUGCAGCUCCGCUCAUAUCAGCAUCUGUUGACAACCCUGGGCCUGUUGGUAACCUAAACUCCGGCGCGACAACCAGUCAUGGCCCUAUUCUAGAGGCCGAUGCGGAGAAUAGCGAUUUGUCAGAUGAUAAUUUCUCGGACAGAGCAACGAGCGUGGCAUCUUCAAGCACGAGCUUGUCGAGCUCAAUGCUUCAACAUCGCUUAGAAAACGGGAGGACUUACCACAAGCACAAGGAUGGGAAAUAUCUUUUCCCAAACGACGAGAGAGAGAAUGACAGGCUUGACCUACAGCAUAAUCUUUACCUUUUGACCUUGGAUUACAAGCUGGGUCUCGCUCCCCCGAACAAAGAAGGUUCGGGCGUCAAGCGCGUCCUGGACAUUGGGACUGGCACUGGUCUAUGGGCCAUUGAAUUUGCCGAGGAGCACCCUGAUGCCGAGGUUCUUGGUGUCGAUCUGUCCCCAAUUCAGACUCAGUUUGUCCCGCCGAACCUGAAGUUUGAAGUCGACGAUAUUGAGCAGCCCUGGACGUUCAGUCAGCCCUUUGAGUACGUCCAUAUUCGGGGUAUGACUUCCAGUAUCUCAGACUGGCUCGGAUUCUUCAAACAAGUCUACUCUGGCCUUACCCCUGGUGGCUACAUUGAAUUAUUUGAAGGCCAUGCGCGCACCCAGUCGAACGAUGGGACUUUGACACCAGAUCAUGCUGCUUGGCAGUGGGCGGACAAGCUCGACGAGUGCUUCAAAAUCCUCGGCCGUCCAUUCGUGAACGUUCCUAGUCUUGUUCCUAUAUUGAAGGAAGCUGGCUUCGCCGAUGCAACCAUUGUUCCAUUCAAGUGGCCGGUCGGUCCAUGGGCAAAAGAUCCGCAUUACAAAGAGCUUGGAGAAUGGGCUCUCGAGAAUUCUUCUCAAGGCCUCGAAGCCUGGACUAUGGCAGCAUUGACCAGGGCGCUCGACUGGACCAAUGCAGAGGUCCAGACCUUGCUUACUCAGGUGCGGAAGGAUCUGAAAGACAGGAGUAUACACCAUUACACCCCUAUGUGGGUUAUUUACGCUAAGAGGCCGUUAGAUGAAGCUUAGCUGUCGAGAACAAUUCUUCAGACCAUAGCUAUGCAGAGUUAGGAUACCAAUGCGAAACAGUCAAGGUCGACAAGCAAUCGAAUGCAAAUUCUCUCUCGGUUGCCUGUUCUUCUCAGGACGAAAACUCCGUCAGAUCAUGGUCUCCAGCCUUUAAAGCUUGUUGUAUCUCUUUGUCUCUCCAACGAACAACUGCUUACCAAAUAAAUCGGCAAUGACGAG